AUGCUACCUAGAAGUUCGCGGUCUAAUAUGAGUCGGCACCCCUUGCUAGGUAGACUACUGAAUGCAAAAGUUAUCAAAGUCGUGCUAGCAAUAGUGGUGAUAUUCAACCUAUUUUUUAUAACUUCGCUAAUAUUUGACACCAAUAAAUCACGAAAGAAGAAAUCAUAUAUGUCAAUAUUGAAACUACCGAAACUUUCAUCAAAUAAGAAGAAUUCAAAAGUUAUAACAUUGAAACCGGCUCCUAAUCAUAAACUACAAUAUCAUCAAGGAUUAGGUGGUGCAUCGCUUGAUGAUAUUCCCAAAAUAAUAGAGGUGAGUAACGCUGAUAUAAGCUAUGCUAGUGGGCCACAAUUGGGGUCAAAGCAAUUGUACCCAGUCUCCGACAAACCAUACGAAGAAUUGGACGAUGACGAAAAGAUCUUGCACAAGUUGAACCAAGUUAAUAAAGACCAGGAAAAGUACUGGUUGGGUCAUACGGAACUAACUGAUUAUGAAAUAAAAGUCAACGUCAAGGAUUUUCUAGCCGAAAAUUGGAUCAAUAAACCGGUUUUAUUCUACGAUCCAAGAUUCACCUUGUCGAUAUAUUUAUCGGAAAUACGGAACCAAUACUUGACCAAAAACCCAGAAAAUUCACCGUAUUACAAAAAUGAGAUUGUUGUACCUUUUUCUUGGUCAGACUGGGUUGAUUUGACCAUGUUGAACCAAGAAUUGAUCAAGCCAGAAAAUAAGAGGAAAACAUGUGAAUAUAUGAAAGCCACUCAUCAUAUACCGACGAAAGUCAAAGAUUAUUGUAUAAACAAUGUUGACAUUGGUGCAAAGGAGCUAGAUGAGAUGAAACUUCCACUGAUUGAUUAUGUCCCUGGGUUUGCAGUUAAGAAAUCCCCAACAAAUAAAGCAUCAAAUGAGGUGAGGAUGUUGGAGGGUAAAUCACAUCUUCUAACGUAUGCGGCAAACCCUUUAGCUGUUAUAUUUUUGACUAAACAUGGUGUUUAUGAAGCUAAGAUAGAUCAAAAACAGCGUAUUGUUGAUGGUAAUUUGUUUGAAAAUUACAUAAAUCGUAACGGCAUACUGCGAGAUCAAGAUGAAUCAAUAACUUUGAACCCAGUAAAGGAAUUUCAUCUUUUGCUGGAUCAGGUAAAGCCAACAAUAUUAGAUCCCGGGGAAGAUGAAUAUGGAUUGUUUGCUAAAUCUAAAGAACUUUCCCCGUCUAGUUCACGUGAGAUCUAUCUACCCCAACUGGCAUUUGAUUAUCAACAAGAUAAAAUUGAUGCACAAAUCAAACAUUAUGAGAAGAGAUUAAAGAUAUUACAUGAUUUAACUACAAAUGAACUUACAUUCAACCAACAAGUAAUCAAUGAAGUGCGUUUAGAAAGAAAUGAGAAGAUGUAUUAUGAUGGAUUAAAAUUUGCCAAUAAAUACUCAUUGAAAAAGGAACCAACUCAUUUUCGUAUGGCAAGAUUGAAUUUUGGUAAUGAGGAAAAUGAUCAUGAUGCAGGGUGGCAUUAUGAAUGGAGAUUUUUCAAUGGAGCAUUAAGAUAUUUGAAAAAGGGGUGGACAGAAGAGGAGUUAUUGAUUAGGGAAAAAGUCUUGUUGGAUAGAAUUUUAAGAAACUGGUUUAAAUUUGCAAGUGAAAAGGGACUUGUGUCUUGGAUUGCUCAUGGUCCUCUUUUGUCUUGGUAUUGGGAUGGAUUACUAUUCCCUUUUGAUGAAGAUAUUGAUAUUCAAAUGCCAGCAAAAGAAUUGGCCAAGUUUUGCAAAUUGUAUAAUCAAACAUUAGUGGUUGAAGAUAUAAAUGAAGGAUUUGGCAAGUAUUUUAUUGAGUGCUCAUCAUUUAUACAUCAUCGUGGCAAAUCAUACAAGGAAAACCAUAUUGAUGCAAGAUUUAUCGAUAUUGAUACUGGUUCAUAUAUUGAUAUAACCGGAUUGGGAGUUAGUAAUGAACCAGUACCUGAAAGAUACUUUGACCUAGUUGAGCAAAAUGAAAUUGAAGGUUCAACAAGACAAGUAUACAAUUGUCGAUUCCCCCACUUCUAUUCCCAUGAUGAAAUAUCACCUUUGAGAUAUACUAUGCUUGGUGGCGUACCAGUAUAUGUCCCCAAUCAAAUUGAAACUAUACUUCAACAAGAAUACAAAAAAGGGUUAAUUGGGUAUGACUAUGAUGGGUUUUUCUUUGUUGAUGCAUUAAAUCUUUGGAUUCAUCAUAGUAAAUUAGAAUUUUUAUUCCCCAAGAAUGCAAUUUAUACAAAUUACAAGAAGAAGCAAUUAAAUGUACCUAGAUUCACCGGUUUGGUCCAAAAUAUAACUCAAUCACAAGUGGUUGAACUAUUGGAGAAAGAUGAGGAUAUCUUACUAGAGUAUUAUCUUACCAAAGAUGUUACUGAUUUACACAAAUUAGAAUUGACUCACAUGUUUAAUUUACCUGAUGGAAUAGACACCAAGAUUGGCGAUAUAAUGGGAAUGAAGACACAAGCAGAAAUUUCUCAAGAUAAAGCAUAUCAUCAAUUAACUUCAAAUUUCAAGUUUCAGAUACCUUUUAGACGAUCAUUAUUUAAUUAUGAAAUGAUUGAUCGACCUAGACAUCAUCAUUAG
This is a messenger RNA of Lodderomyces orthopsilosis Co 90-125, 2589 nucleotides long. RefSeq lists its product as uncharacterized. The transcript has a single exon. The coding region runs from base 1 to 2589 and encodes 862 amino acids. Lineage: Eukaryota; Fungi; Ascomycota; Pichiomycetes; Serinales; Debaryomycetaceae. The record is from RefSeq and is a predicted model, not a curated record.